AUGAUGGAUUGAUUCCCUUUCCCAGUAAUUGAUGGAAAAAUUCUACUCACCUCCUUCAUCGGCAAAGGAGGUUUUUCAAAGGUCUUUAAAGCAGAGACUUGCGACUCAGAAUUUGCUGUCAAGAUUAUAAGAAAAGAUAAGAAAUUUGAGCGUAAAAAGGAGAUGAAUCUAAUGUUUCACGAAGCCUCCAUUCUGAACCAUAUCCCGAAGCAUCCUAAUGUUGUGGAUUUUAUUGGAGCUAACAUUGAAGGAAUUCAGGAUUACCAAGGAGCAGAAAAUGAGAUUUCUUAUAUCGCUCUUGAAUUUUGUUCAAACGGCCCACUUACUAGCUUCUUGAAGAAACAAUUAGGGAAACUGUCUUUGGAAGCAUGAAGAUUCUAUUUUACACAAAUUGUCAGUGUGAUCCAUCACUUGCAUUCAAGAAACAUUGUUCAUCUUGAUAUAAAGCCAGAUAAUAUUUUGCUGGACUCGAACUAUAACGCAAAGUUAACUGAUUUUGGAAUUGCUCAGUUAAUGACCACAAGUGAUGGUCGUUUAAAAGCUUCUCUUGGAACUAAAAAUUAUAUGGCUCCUGAAGUUUUAUCAAGAGAGAGCGAUACACCUUACUGCCCAUUUAAAGCAGACGUCUAUUCGUUAGGUGUCUUACUACAUAUUUUGCUAACAGGUGAGAGGCCAAGUAAAGAGGCCUCAUUAUUUUCAGAACCAAGCACUAUCUCUGAAGUUGCUACAGGAGGGUCACCAUCUUGGAUGCAAUACCAAAAAUUUGAAUCCUCCCAAGAAUCACUGGAUAUGGAUGACACUUAUGGUCCAUUCAACCUUUUAGUGUCUUUGCUCUCAGAAGAUCCUGAUAAGAGGCCAACUAUCAAUGAAGUCAUGGAACAUCCUUGGCUCACAAUGGAGAUGGAUGAGGAUGAUACCACUGGUGUUUAUCAAGAAAUGGACUUUAGAAGUUCUCUUCUGAAAUCCUCAGAACACUUUUUGAAUUAG
Messenger RNA from Moneuplotes crassus, 987 nucleotides. The record is from the annotation of a GenBank genome assembly. NCBI's taxonomy places the organism in Eukaryota, Ciliophora, Spirotrichea, Euplotida, Euplotidae.